Messenger RNA from Dermacentor albipictus, 3469 nucleotides. It is a transcript of the gene Brd8, whose product is annotated as Bromodomain containing 8. NCBI's taxonomy places the organism in Eukaryota, Metazoa, Arthropoda, Arachnida, Ixodida, Ixodidae. Gene Ontology annotation, molecular function: protein binding. Gene Ontology annotation, cellular component: NuA4 histone acetyltransferase complex. The record is from RefSeq and is a predicted model, not a curated record.
CAGUGUUGAAUGUAAAGUUGCGUAUCAGCCGCUCCUGAUCCGCACGCUAAAUUGUUUUGACAUUUUCUUGUACAUACAUGCGUCCAUAAUACUAUUUACGAGCGAUUAAUUUGAAGCUUGCGCUGCUGUCGCUCCUGAAAACUCCUUCUUAAUAUCAGUGCUGUGUCGGUCAAGUUGAGAGCGUACUCACAGUGGUCAUGAAGACUGAAAUGCCGGGUGAUGAACGACGCUCUGCAUUGCUCGAUCUUCUUUCAGAGUAUCGCCUUAAACAAACUGCUACAGAUAUAUGGUCUACGCGCGAACGACUGUGCCUGGCCUCGUCGGUGUUGAGGAGCGGAGACCAGAAUUGGGUGUCCGUAAGCAGAGCGAUACGGCCUUUUGGCGAGUGUAACCGGCCGAACGAUUGGUUUUCUCAAAAGAAUUGUGCUCUCCAAUAUGCCGACCUGUUGGAGAAAGUGGAGUCGCCAAAGCGCAAGCGUGGUGAACGCGGCGAGAUCGACACUCCCGGUGCUCUUAUAGUCCGAAAACUUACUCUUGAGCGCAUUGAAGAGCUCAAGAAGAUUAUUCAAGAAGAACAGCAGCGGCAUAAGAGGUUUCGUCGGGACAUUGAACUUCUCAAAGCUGGACAGAUAGAUGACAGACUGGAUGAGCUGCUGAAGCAGAUUCAAGACGAGCAACGGGCAAAGGAGAUUGCUGAACAGGAGCUGCAAAAGUGGACCAAGGAGCGGGAGCUGCAGCAAGCGGCCCUGAGGGCAGCCACACGGCCAUCCUCCAAAACCAAGAAAAUGUCAAGCCGUUAUUUGCAAGAGGUGCGGCGCAGCAGCUCACAAUCUGAGCAUAGUGAGCCAGACAGCAUGCUUGGAUCCCCACUGAGCGUUGAGGUGGAGGAUCCUCCAAGUCCACCAUCGCAAGGCACACCAGAGAGAGAGAGGCCAUGCACGCCCCUGCGGAAAGUGGUGACUCCUCCACCACAUGCGACACCCUCUACCCCUCCAACACCACCUGCCAUCUCAACGUCACUAUUAACCUCAUUGCUCAAGUCACCCACCCCAUCCAGUCCAGUGUCAUUGGUGUCGGGACUCUGCUCCUUGACACCAUCUCCUGUGCAUCAACACAAAGAGCAAAGCAGUCCCCGGUCACAUUUGACUCCAUCAUUUUUCAAUCCAUCGGCAGCGCGACAGCUGGCCACAGGCACACUGUCUCCAAGCACAACAUCAAGCACAGUGUCCCGCUUUUCACCUACAUGCACUACUGUAGACACAGCGUCACGCCCCUCAUCUGUUCAGAUGUCUCCCCAUUCUGCAACUUCAUCUGCCCCAACACUAUCUAAGCUGCUGGAACUACCCCCUAGCACUCCUGGUGGUUGCCUUCCUUCACUGCCAUUCCUGACUGCGUCCCCAUCAGUUUCAUCACCUGUUGCAAGUCAAGCAACCACUUCCUCACCCCUGGAGAGCAGCAACAGUAUGGAUACCACAGUUGAUGAUGCCAGUGUGCCAGGCUUGGUGUCAUCACCUGUGAAGCUGACUGUGGAAGAAGUGACAGCACCACUGACCACUGAGCCUUCUGAGACACCCUGUGAAAUUCCACCUGUUGAGACAGUGGAAUCUGAGGAACCAGACCCAUUCCCUGCUACCGAGGAGCCUAUGGAGGUAACUGAGGAUGUAGCUGAAGAUACAUCACCCAGUGAAGUAGAAACUAAAGUUGAGCCUAAGGAAGAAGACUUGGAGGAAGAUGAAGAUCAAGCAAUUUCCCCAGCUGAAGCCGAGUCUAUGGUGGAGACAGUUGCAUCAGAGGAAAUGGUCGUUGAAACUGUAAUUGAAGACUCCCUCUCAUCCAGCAUCAAUGUGGAUGACGACAAAGAGAGUGUACAGUCAGACCCUGAGCAUGGCACAGGCGCUGACCAGGAGACAAAGCCUGAGAGUGAGAGCACCAAGGAGGCCUCGGAGAUCCCAGCUGAACCUGUAUGCUCGGAGUCCGAGUCAAAGGACAAGGACGACAAGGACGACGUGGAUGAGCAGCUUGUAGCUGAUGAGUCUGACUCGGUCAAGGAUGCUUUGAAAUCCGAGAACAAUGAUGAUGAUUUGACACCGGAAUCCCCUGAUGUGUCUUUAAAAAAGGAUGAGCAGAUACAGGAAGGGGAUGUGCCAGAAGAUCACCUGCCUACAGCUGAUGAAGAAGAUGAUGAUGCAGAAGAAUCAAAAGAUGCCUGGGCCCCCGGAACAGUCAGCUCACCAUCACCAGCAGGGGAGACCAUGUCAAACUUAGAUGAGCCACAGAGCGAGGACAUGGAUGAUGAUAAGCUGAAAGAUGACAAGUCUUCCAUAGACGACGCAAAGACGCCCGAGACCCCCAGUGGCACCGAGCCGGACACGAAGGACGAUGGAUCACAGCAUAUUGAGUCUGGCACUGAGGAUGGUACUGGGGAGUUGAGUAAACAUCUGCUUGGUGGCUCUGUCAGUGAUUCUGUUCCCAACAGCCCAGCAUCUGUGCUUCAGGGUGAGGACUCUGAGGUCGUUCGAGACUAUAAGGUGUGGAAGAAAUCUAUUAUGUUGGUCUGGAGAGCAGCAGCCAACCACAAAUAUGCAAAUGUGUUUUUACACCCAGUCACAGAUGAAAUGGCCCCAGGUUACCAUAGCAUUGUCUACAGACCAAUGGAUUUGCUGACAAUCAAGAAAAACAUUGAAAGUGGCUACAUCAAGACGACCUUGGAAUUUCAGCGGGACAUGAUGCUGAUGUUUCAAAAUGCUAUCAUGUACAACAGUUCUGACCACGAUGUCUUUCAGAUGGCCAUUGAAAUGCAGAAGGAGGUCAUGGGACACAUACAGGAUUUUCUGGCAACCCAGUUGAUGGUGAAGACAACAGAGACCAAAAGCCUGCGUGGCCGUGACGGGCGGGAAAAGAAGGUGGAAUUUGGCAAGGAUGACAAGGAGGACGAAAGGAAGAAGAAAAUAAGCUUGCCUGCUGAAGAGCCAGUGGCAAAAAAACGACGCACGCGUGCUAACGAGUAGCAUUCCACGUCGACUGCUCCCCAUGCAGUUUGAUGUACAUAGUGGUUGUUUGUUAUUGUUGACUUGUUCUUUUGUACAGUAGAUAUAAGAUAUAUCUGCAGCCCACAGUGCUUGGACUGAAUCCAGAUUUUUAUUGAAGAUGGUUAGAGGUUUUUAUGUGCAAGGCUUUAGUUCUUAAAAUGAGGCAUCGUGUCAAGGAUUGCCGACAUUGUUUUCUAGCAGUGAAAGGUUUUCACAGUGGUUUGUGGAACAAGCAGAAAUGUACACAUUACCUAAAUGUUGAGCUUCGAAUACUUAUGUCCAUGCCUCCUCCCCGACUCUGUUGCUAAAGCCUAAAUGAUUGGGCUACAAGAAGCUGUGAACAGCGACACUAAUACAACGUAUUUGUUUCUGCACCAAUUUAAUCAUUUAGAAUAAAUGCUGAAAAAAAGAAAUGACAAUAAAGUCUUCUUGCAGUGAUU